Molecule: messenger RNA, 2131 nt
Organism: Urocitellus parryii (Arctic ground squirrel)
Lineage: Eukaryota; Metazoa; Chordata; Mammalia; Rodentia; Sciuridae
Gene: Rnft1
Product: ring finger protein, transmembrane 1
Biological process (GO): positive regulation of ERAD pathway
Cellular component (GO): endoplasmic reticulum
Molecular function (GO): ubiquitin protein ligase activity
Source: RefSeq, a predicted model, not a curated record
GCCAACGUGGCUGCCCCGCUUGGGUUGCGGCAGGCGAGACGCCUCGGGAAGGGGGGGAGGCUGGGACAGCCCUCAGCGUCAGGCCCCGCCUCCGGAGGCAGGUUCCUGGAGCCUGCGCGCUUUUAACCUCAAAACGUCCAGCACCUCGGGGCCGUGUGCUGUGGUAGACUGGCAGCAUAGACUCAAGACGUGAGGCAACGAACUGUUAAGGGCUCGCGUCCGCGGGCCGUCCCCAGGCGCAGGCCCUGGCAGCGGCGUGCUCCAGCCGCUCGCCUAUCCUCGGCGCGGCGCAGAGCCGGCGGGGGCGGGCCGCGCGCCCGAGGACGUCCGGGGAGCGCGCGCGCCGCCGCCGAGCCGGGCCCGAGUUGCUGGCCGUGGGGCUUGAGCGUGAUGGCUCUGACUCUAGGGCUGGGGGCGGCGUGCGCUGCUGUUCCUGCCGUCGCUGCCGAGGCCUCCGUCCGCUCCUGGUCAUGAGAGGAGACAAAACCUCCAAGCAAAGAAAUCUGGAUUAGAGAAAAAAUAUUUUAAGGGCCAUGCAAGCCAACUGUAACCAACUGCACAGUCCUCCAGGAACUGCAAGUGGUGAGGAUGCCUCAGCCUCCCAGUGUACCCAUACAAGAUUGACAGGAGAAGGUUCUUGUCUUCAUUCUGGAGAUGUUCAUAUCCAGAUUAACCCCAUAUCUAAAGAAUAUGCUGAAAAUCCAAGCUCCAGAAAUAUAAGGUCAGCUGUCCAUAGCUGUACCCAUGGAUGUGCACAUAGUCGUUUCCGGAGUCACUCCCACAGUGAAGCAAGGCAGCCUGAGGAUACUGCCACGGAGUCUGGAGAACAUGGAAGUAGCACCUUCUCAGAAUUCCGCUAUCUUUUCAAGUGGCUGCAGAAAAGUCUUCCAUAUAUUUUGAUUCUGGGUGUCAAACUUGUUAUGCAGCAUAUAACAGGCAUUUCUCUUGGAAUUGGGCUGCUAACAACUUUUAUGUAUGCAAACAAAAGCAUUGUAAAUCAGGUUUUUCUAAGAGAAAGAUCUUCAAAGAUUCAAUGUGCUUGGUUACUGAUAUUCUUAGCAGGAUCAUCUGUUCUUCUGUAUUAUACCUUUCAUUCUCAGUCACUUUAUUACAGUUUAAUUUUCUUAAAUCCUACACUGGAUCACUUGAGCUUCUGGGAAGUACUUUGGAUUGUUGGAAUUACGGACUUCAUUCUAAAAUUCCUCUUCAUGGGCUUAAAAUGCCUUGUUUUAUUGGUGCCUCCUUUCAUCAUGCCUUUUAAAUCAAAGGGUUACUGGUAUAUGCUUUUAGAAGAAUUGUGUCAGUAUUACCGAACUUUUGUUCCCAUACCAGUUUGGUUUCGUUACCUUAUAAGUUAUGGGGAGUUUGGUAAUGGUACUAGAUGGAGUCUUGGGAUAUUGCUGGCUUUACUCUACCUCAUAUUAAAACUUUUGGACUUCUUUGGACAUCUGAAAACUUUCAGACAGGUUUUGCGAAUAUUUUUUACACGACCAAGUUAUGGUGUAGCUGCCAGCAAGAGACAGUGUUCAGAUGUGGAUGAUAUUUGUUCAGUAUGUCAAGCUGAAUUUCAGAAGCCAAUUCUUCUCAUCUGUCAGCAUAUAUUUUGUGAAGAAUGCAUUACCUUAUGGUUCAACAGAGAGAAAACAUGUCCAUUAUGCAGAACUGUGAUUUCAGAUCGUAUAAACAAAUGGAAUGAUGGAGCCACUUCAUCACACCUUCAAAUAUAUUAAGUUGUACAACUGUUAAGGCCACAAACACUAAUUUCAUUUGGUAAAAAGUGACUAUUGAUAAAGGCAUUUGAACAGAUUUUCAGGGCUGGAAGAAAACUGUUUCCAAGUGGUUUUAGAAUAUAAUUUACAUGUGUAGUCUGGUUUAUCAAGAUCAAAUGAAAAACCCCUGUGUUUUAAAAAGUAUAUAAUAUUCAAUCUAAAGAAUAUACAACAUUUGUUCUAUCCUAAUUAUCUGACAGAUAAUUGCAGUGUUAAAUUGUAAAUGUGUUCUCUUGUUGAUGUUACCAAAACAGAAAUUAUAAACCGUAACUAGUAGUCAAAGGAAUGCAGGUGGGUUGGGGAUAUUGCCCCAGUGGCAGAGUGCUGGUCUAGCACAUGUAAGGCCCUGGAUUCAUUCCCUA